AGAAAUAAGAAAACAAUUAAACGCUAUAAUAUCAGCAAAGGAAGAUGCCAAGAGGAUUGGUGUUGAGACUAAAAGUACAGAAGCCACCUUUACCACUGAAACUUUACACAUAAGGGAUAAACAUCCGAAGAAACCUACCUGUGACACAAGAAUUAAACAUAGAAUUAUAAAAAUGAGAGAAAAACCAAAUAAAUAUAGACAAAAUACAUCAACCUUUUCAAACACGUUCACGUCUAAGAAGAGAACGUAUGAAGCCAAUAGUACAUCGAAUAAUGCGCAAGCAUUCGGAAAACGAAGUAAAAUUGAAUGUAUGUUUUGUCAAGGAGAUCAUUACAAUGACGCUUGCACGAAAUUUAAGACCUUAGCCGAGAGGAAAAGGAAAUUACUUAACCGUUGCUACAUCUGUUUGAAAAUCGGUCAUAGACAAACUAUCUGUAAAACGACACACAUCUGCCGUCAUUGUGGUGCAAAGAAUAAACAUAACAGAGCUUUGUGCCCUAUGAAACUGUCACAAAUAACAAAGGCCACGUCUACCAAAACCUUUCACAUAGAUGGAGAUGGAUCAACCGUUCUUCAAACAGCUGUUGUAAACGUCAUAGGUCAUGAAGGUUUAAUAAAAAGAUGUAGGGUGUUGCUAGACACAGGAUCUCAGAGAAGUUACAUCACACGGACGGAAGCCAAAGAAUUAAACUUGAACGUCAUAGAAAAUAACCACUUAUUUGUCUUUACAUUCGGAUCCUGGAAACCACGAGAAGUGGAUAGUCCUCUUGUCAAACUUACCAUACAAACCCUAAAUGAUAAGCUAAAAACAGUAUUUGCAAACGUUGUACCUUCUAUCACUCAAGGUAUUCAUUAUCCAAGACGAGAAUUAACGAAGUGGAUUAACAGCUCAGAAUAUGUGUUAGCCGACGAUGGCUCACUCUCUGAUAGAAUUGAUAUUCUUAUUGGCAAUGAUUACUACCUCAGCUUUAUGUCAACCGGGAAGGUACAAAUCCAAGAAAAUCUAUACCUCGUAGAAUCUGAAUUAGGAUGGAUCCUCUCUGGAAAACCAGACAGCUCCCAUAAUAAAAAUGAUGAUCUCUCCGUUCUCACCUAUUCUCAAGCAUCGUGGGAAAAUAAACUUAAUGAGCCUGAUCCACCCUUAGAUACAGGAAAUGUCAGAUCCUUGUGGGAAUUAGAGUCAAUCGGUAUUACAGAUUCUCCGAAGGUCAACCGGGAUGAGGAAGCAAUCAAACACUUCAAUGAGAAUACGAUAUUUAAGAAUAACAGAUACUUUGUCAGCUGGCCUUGGAAUGAAUAUCCCCCGGAUCUACAGUCUAACAUAGGACUUGCACAUGGCCGACUCGUUAGUCUACUCAAACGAAUAGAUACAGAGACCUUGCGUAUCUACGAUCAGACCUUGCGAGAACAGUUUGAAACUGGCAUCAUAGAAAUUGCGGUAGACAAAGGGAAUACUGACCAUCCGAUACAUUACCUUAGUCAUCAUGGAGUGUCGGCGCCGGGGAAAAAGCUUAGAAUUGUGUACGAUGCAUCAGCAAAGACAAAGGACAGCAAAAGCCUUAACGAAUGUAUGUACUGCGGCCCGAUGAUGUUAGAAGAUCUAACUGGUUUGCUGAUAAAGUUCAGAUGUCACAAAAUUGGAAUAACUGCUGAUGUAGAAAAGGCUUUCCUACAGAUAGGCUUACACGACAAAGACAGAGACGUCACAAGAUUCCUGUGGCUAAAGGAUGUGUCUAAACCAGCUGUAGAAGAGAAUCUUAUACACUACAGAUUUACACGCGUUCCCUUCGGAAUUAUAUCCAGUCCAUUUUUGCUGAACGCUACCAUCAAAUACCAUUUAUCUAAAACCAAUGAUGAACGUUUAAAGAGUCUAGCUAACGACAUAUAUGUGGAUAAUGUCUUGACAGGAUCGAACAGCGUCAAAGAAGCAAUGAGUCUGUAUAAAGACAGUAAAACGGUAUUCCAACAAAUAUCUAUGAACCUAAGAGAAUGGAGUUCCAACUCUAAAGAGCUCAUGCAGAACAUAACAGAUGCUAGUACAGAUAAAACUGUAAAAACUCUUGGUUUAAAUUGGGACCUAGAAAAUGACACGAUUUGCUUAAGGAUAAAGAACACCACGAAUGCUUAUACGAAGAGAGGUAUUCUGAAGACCAUCGCUGCCAUAUACGACCCAUGUGGUUUUGCUGCACCAAUAAUACUACCAGCUAAAUUAUUACUUCAAAAAUUAUGGAAGACAAAAUCGCAUUGGGACGCUCCAUUAUCUGAAGAAAUGGCAGCCGAAUGGAAAACUAUCUUAGAAGAUCUUAAGCAAACUCACAACAUAUGCCUGCCUAGGAACAUAACGAAUAACCAAGAAGGCCAACUUCACUGUUUCACAGAUUCGUCGAUGUCAGCGUAUGCAGCCGUAGUUUAUCUACUGCAAGGAGACAAAGUGAAUUUCAUUAUUGGCAAAUCAAGAUUAAUACCCUUGAAAGAUCAAGACAAUUUAAAGAUUCCUAAAUUGGAGCUAUUAGGAGCUCUAAUAGGCAGCAGACUAAUCCAAUAUGUCAUGAAACAUCUCCAGGUGAACAUAUCACAACAAGUACUAUGGACAGAUAGUCAAAUAGUAAUAGAUUGGUAUCAAUCUAAAAAGCUGCUGCCACCAUUCAUCUCAAGAAGGAUAGAGGAAAUCAAGAAAAACAAGAACUUGGCUGUAAGAUAUGUCCCGUCUGAACAUAACCCAGCCGAUGUAGCAACUAGACCAACUAAUUCGACAGAAGAUUUUCAACGAUGGCUCAGUGGCCCGAAAUUUCUAAAGGAAGAUUCUCAUAACUGGCCAUACCGACCCGCAAGAGACGUUACUCUUCUGGCGGGGGAGGGUCUGUCGAAUAACAUCACACAGAAAGCUGAAUUGAACUCAGACACGAAAAAUCAACUUAAAAGGAAUAUUGACUUGAGCAAGGCACAGAAGCAUCAGACAGAAACCAGACAAAUCUUUUCAGAAACACGGGAAAAUGUGAAUAACAGAAUAAGUUCAGAAGUACAAGAAAUACGAAGUAUACAGAGACAGUUUUAUCCGGAUGAAGUCAACGAUAAGAUGACACAUCUUACCCGCAAUCUAAGAUUAUUCAAGGAUGUCGACAGAAUCCUUAGAUGUGGCGGUCGUUUGACGCACUCAGAUUUAUCAUAUGACGCGAAAUAUCCAAUUCUUUUGCCGAAGGAUUGUGAAUUUACCACAAAAACCAUAAAGAAGGCGCAUGAAAACAACUACCAUGUUGGAGUACCCCACACCCUGGACAUAGUCAGACAACGUUUUUGGAUUCCACAAGGAAGAGCUCAGGUACAAAAGUUUAUUAACAAGUGUCCGCAAUGCGUGAAACAUGGCGGAGGACCUUACACAUUACCAGAAACUCCAGCAUUACCACCUGAAAGAGUUAAGUAUGAAACAGCAUAUACUUACGUAGGAGUGGACUACUUCGGACCGAUGUAUGUUAAAGCAGAAGGUAAACAAAAACGUUGGAUUUGCUUGUUUACCUGCCUUGUAAUUCGCGCUAUACAUUUAGAAAUAGUAAAGGAUAUGUCUGCGGAAGAAUGUUUACUGGCGUUCAGAAGAUUUAUGGCCACCAGAGGUGUUCCUACUUUGAUUGUUUAUGAAUCAGUACUUGUUGAGCUUAAGGGAACAUUACAAACAUUCAACUAAACAACCCAGAGUCAGAUCUCAUGAUGUACCAUGCGUUGGUGAUAUUGUACAAUUAAAAGGUGAUACAAAGAACAGAGAAAACUGGAAGGUAGGAAGGAUCUCCGAAUUAAUUAAAGGUACUGAUGGAUUAUACAGAGUCGCUAAAGUAAAGGUUGAUAACAAUAUAUUUACAAGGUCUAUAUCACACUUGUACCCUUUAGAAAUUGAAGACAUCCCAUCGCAAACCGAUUUAUCUGGUCAUCAAGCGGAAGUCGAAUCUGCACCAAAGGCAAUGAGAAUGGAAGUUGAGGAAGAUUCGGACUUACCAAUGACACAAAGGGAAGAUUACCCCAACAUGCAACCAGAUGGAAGCACGGAUGGGACUGAUAGCAUGGACACGGACACGACACAUAGCAUAGAUAGGAUAAAUGAGAACACUGACGUUACUAAUGAGAACGUAGAUACAGCAGAAGAAGAAGACAUAGAUUUGAGACAUGGCAAUGUAGAAACAACAAAUGAUCUUGUUGACAAGAAUAAUGAAUCAGCUUCGAAUCAAUCUGACAAUGAAAGGCAAAGAAGGAAUGCGGCAGUCCAAGCUAUGGAGAGAAUCCGAGAAUGGACUCGCCAUUUAAUGACUACUCUAACUACUUCGCAAUAGCUCGCCUCGGCGGGUGUGUCGCGGACUUCCGCGAUGUACGCAUUGUUGCACAUGGCAACACAUGUAACAUCUUGUAUAUUGUCUAUGGUGGUGGUAUAAGAUCAAGUUAGAGCUGGCCUCUGCGCUUGGAGCUCAUGAACCAGGGAGACAUACUCCAAUUACAUCAUUUGAAUAAGGUAUGAACCGCACUGUCCAUAGAAUAACCGACCUCUCUUUCCUAAUAAUAUAAGCGAAGCAGAUCUAAGUUCAUUAAGAUAAUAAACAAGUAUACAUGACAAGUUGAUAGUAAACUUAUAUUUCAUUUAAUAAGGUCUUAGAAUCAUUAGGUAACUCGAACUCAGGCAAUCAGUCUAUUUAUCUUAGUAUUUUGUAUCAACGUCGAUACAAUC
Cydia pomonella (codling moth) is the source of this 4705-nucleotide messenger RNA. RefSeq lists its product as uncharacterized. The transcript has 2 exons. Gene Ontology annotation, biological process: proteolysis. Gene Ontology annotation, molecular function: nucleic acid binding; aspartic-type endopeptidase activity. Bases 173 to 3679 code for a protein of 1168 amino acids. The record is from RefSeq and is a predicted model, not a curated record. Lineage: Eukaryota; Metazoa; Arthropoda; Insecta; Lepidoptera; Tortricidae.